GAAACAGGAAGCUGCACUCAGGGGCCCAGCUGCCUGCCAGGAGGUUUCUACCAAGUCAGGUUCGCUAAGGGCUGCGGCAGGGACACUGCAGUGAGCCUGGUGCUGUAGCUAGCGUCCAGGCAGUGUGGAAAGAGCAUGACCGCCCUGCAGCUCAAAGAGCUCUCCCACUCAGGGCUGUACCGCAGGAGGCGCGACCGGCCGGACAGUGUGAGGCUGCCUUGGGCAGGGCUCAGUAACAUGGCCAAUGCCCUGGCCAGCGCUACCUGUGAGCGCUGCAGGGGGGGCUUCGCACCUGCUGAGAAGAUUGUGAACAGCAACGGCGAGCUGUACCAUGAGCCCUGCUUCGUGUGUGCCCAGUGCUUCCAGCCCUUCCCCGAUGGGCUUUUCUAUGAGUUUGAAGGCAGGAAGUAUUGUGAACAUGACUUCCAGAUGCUUUUUGCUCCUUGUUGCCACCAGUGUGGUGAAUUCAUCAUUGGCCGUGUCAUCAAAGCCAUGAACAACAGCUGGCAUCCCGAGUGCUUCUGCUGUGAUCUCUGCCAGGAGGUGCUAGCGGACAUCGGCUUUGUUAAGAAUGCUGGCAGACACUUGUGUCGCCCCUGUCAUAAUCGAGAGAAAGCCCGAGGUCUGGGGAAGUACAUCUGCCAGAAGUGCCAUGCCAUCAUCGAUGAACAACCCCUGGUCUUCAAGAAUGACCCCUAUCAUCCGGACCACUUCAAUUGUGCCAACUGCGGGAAGGAGCUGACCGCUGAUGCCAGGGAGCUGAAGGGGGAGCUCUACUGCCUACCAUGCCAUGACAAGAUGGGAGUGCCCAUAUGUGGGGCCUGCCGGCGGCCUAUUGAGGGGCGUGUGGUGAACGCUAUGGGCAAGCAGUGGCAUGUGGAGCAUUUUGUUUGUGCCAAGUGUGAGAAGCCUUUUCUUGGACAUCGCCAUUAUGAGAGGAAGGGCCUGGCAUACUGUGAGACUCAUUAUAACCAGCUCUUUGGAGAUGUUUGUUUCCACUGCAACCGUGUCAUAGAAGGUGAUGUGGUCUCCGCCCUUAAUAAGGCCUGGUGUGUAAACUGUUUUGCCUGCUCCACCUGCCACACCAAGCUGACACUCAAGAAUAAAUUUGUGGAAUUUGACAUGAAGCCUGUCUGUAAGAAGUGCUAUGAGAAAUUUCCAUUGGAGCUGAAGAAAAGACUUAAGAAAUUAGCUGAGACUUUAGGAAGGAAAUAACUUCUUUAUUUUAUUGUUCUCUUCUAUGCAAAGAUUACCAACAUUACUUCCCUUGAGCCACCCUUAUUUAAAGCUGCAUCUCAAAGCAGUUGAGAGUGAGGAAUAGUUUUUUUUAAUCUCCUUUUUCUCAUUAAGAAAAUAAAAAAGCUCCAAAAUUUUUCAAAAU
Messenger RNA from Fukomys damarensis (Damara mole-rat), 1381 nucleotides. RefSeq names its product LIM zinc finger domain containing 1 (gene Lims1). Gene Ontology annotation, biological process: positive regulation of integrin-mediated signaling pathway; cell-cell junction organization; positive regulation of substrate adhesion-dependent cell spreading. Gene Ontology annotation, cellular component: focal adhesion; cell-cell junction; cytoplasm. The coding region runs from base 136 to 1215 and encodes 359 amino acids. The record is from RefSeq and is a predicted model, not a curated record. Lineage: Eukaryota; Metazoa; Chordata; Mammalia; Rodentia; Bathyergidae. The transcript is spliced from 10 exons.